Messenger RNA from Chara braunii, 1005 nucleotides. The record is from the annotation of a GenBank genome assembly. NCBI's taxonomy places the organism in Eukaryota, Viridiplantae, Streptophyta, Charophyceae, Charales, Characeae.
GUUGCAGUUGCAGUAAGCUAUCUAUCCGUUGACAGCGUUUCAGGGCCAGGCCGAUCCGAUACGAAAAGCAUGAUUGAACAAGACGAAUCGUGUGCGGAAGGAAAGGAGAACAUCCAGAGUUCACAAGAAGUAGGCCGUGGUGCAGAAGGCUCGGGAAUCCAUGGAGGGGGUUGUGUGCAGAGAGGGAGGGAAAGGGAUGCGUGCGAGCUGGUAGAUGAAAGGCAACGUGCUCGCUGGGGUACCAGAGGAGGUGGGAACGGGAGAGGAGACAAUAAGAUGGUGAUGGAUGGAAGACCGCAAAAUGUGCUCUCACGUCAGGGUAGCGCAGGACCUGAGAAUACCUCUGUGCCUGAUGUGACGAUCAGACCAGAUGCUGGCAAGGUGGGAGCAACCUCGGGGACAUCCCAUCAGGCAAAUUUGGCAGUAGACAGAGCGGUUAAAAAGACCGUGGCCGAGCCUGCUCCGUCCUUACCGUCCUCCAACAUGGUUUUCAUCAUCAAGCAGAUGGACCAGAAAGAGCACUUUGUGCUUGACACAGAUGCCUACCAUCCCCUUGAGCCAUUAGCGGCAGACAGAGACCCGUUUCUGACACAAUGCCCACCUCAAGCUGCCAGGUUGGCAGCAGGGAAUCGGACUCAGUCAAGACAGUUCUCCAAGUCUGACAUUUCGAUGGCGGAGGAAAUUAAUCAAGGGAGAGCAGUGUCGUCAGCAGCCUCUGCAUGGCAGCCUAAAGUCAGGGAAAACCAUCCUAGUGGAGAUGGUCAGUCAGGGGGUGUUCAUGCCAAGGACGUGCAGGCAGAGCACCGGACCACCACAGCGCCCCUGAGCGCCGGAGAUGAUGGCCCCGCCAGAUCCACCAAAGGAGGAAGAGGAGCUGGAAAAGGUUCCCUGUCCCAUUUAAUGACCCAUCGAAAGCCCUCGGCUUCGGGCUAGGAAGUCGCCAUCGAGAAGUAGAGGGGCAGCGCGACAAAGUCCAGCAGCUCAUCCACGCGGAGCACGACCCGG